Dermatophagoides farinae (American house dust mite) is the source of this 1121-nucleotide messenger RNA. RefSeq lists its product as uncharacterized. Gene Ontology annotation, biological process: developmental process; regulation of transcription by RNA polymerase II. The record is from RefSeq and is a predicted model, not a curated record. NCBI's taxonomy places the organism in Eukaryota, Metazoa, Arthropoda, Arachnida, Sarcoptiformes, Pyroglyphidae. Gene Ontology annotation, molecular function: DNA-binding transcription factor activity, RNA polymerase II-specific; RNA polymerase II transcription regulatory region sequence-specific DNA binding; protein dimerization activity.
UCAAAUUGUUAUUAGAAAAAUUGAUGAACAAAAAAAAAUUCUUUACAGUUUUAUUGAUGGAUACAUUCAACAAUUCUUCGAACCUUUUUGGUAUGUCAACACCGCCAGCAUCAACAUCCACUCCCAUUCCCAAUGAUCAUUCGUGUUUGUUCCGAGUUAAGGAUCAAACAUCGAAAGAAAUUAUCAUCUCGAAUAAGAAUGAAAUUCACAACGCACCAUUCGUUUAUUCAGAAUCAUUUGAUAACAACUAUGGCUUGAAACAAGGGCCAGAUCAUGAGCUUGAAUGGAAUAUUCAGUCCAUGUACGCUGUAUCAAAUCAUAAAUUAUCAAAUAAUUCAUCAAUUAAAAGACAGAGAUUUCGUAGAUCUCCUGGAUCUUCGAAACCAUCAAAAUCUGCGUACAAACACAUUCCACAUCGUGAAAAACCCGUGCAUUUAGUGGCAAAACGAAAUGCCCGCGAACGGCGACGUGUACAAGCAGUGAAUAUGGCUUUCAUGCGUCUACGUCGUUGUGUUCCAGUGGAAAAUCGAACAAAACGUUUAUCAAAAGUUAAAACUUUACAUAGAGCCAUUGAAUACAUUGCUGCAUUGGACAGAAUAUUGAAACAAGAUCAAACUUCGAGCACAAUAACGGCUAACGAAAACACUUCGAUUAUCAAUGAAAAUGAUCCAUGUACGUUUCGUUCUACAUUACGGGUCCACCAUUCUCAUCAUCAACUGAACAACCAAAUUGAACCAAUGAUGAUGAUCACUAAUGAAAAUCAUAGCUUUAUGCUCAAUCCAUCCAACACUAUUCAUGUAGAAGAACGACAAGUAAUCAACGACAGUGAUCAACAAUAUUUUCAUUCAAUUCCAUCCACUUCCUCUUCAUCUAUAUCAUCCGAUGGAUUAAAUUUUUCCAUUGGUUAUCAUCGGCAACAUUCACAAUUAAAGGAAUUGGAAUCACAUGAAAAUGAUGACCAUCAAUUGACGAUGGCAACUAUCCGAUAUAACAAUGACGUUUCGUCGUCUCAUUCUUCAUCGAUGAUGGUGAUUGAUAAUAUAGAUAAUGAUAAUGAGCACGAAAAAUCAAAUCGACUAUUACUUCCACCAGUGAAAGUUAUCAACGUAUUAAAUUAUUAA